GACUGUGGACAUAGUACAGGGGAUGACCAGAGACUGCGGACAUAGUACAGGAGAUGACCAGAGACUGCAGACAGUACAGGAGAUGACCAGAGACUGCAGGCAUAGUACAGGGGAUGACCAGAGACUGCAGGCAGUACAGGGGAUGACCAGAGACUGCAAGCAGUACAGGGGAUGACCAGAGACUGCAGACACAGUACAGGAGAUGACCAGAGACUGCAGACAGUACAGGAGAUGACCAGAGACUGCAGGCAGUACAGGGGAUGACCAGAGACUGCAGACAGUACAGGAGAUGACAAAAGACUGCAGACAGUACAGGGGAUGACCAGAGACUGUGGAC
Messenger RNA from Staurois parvus, 337 nucleotides. The record is from the annotation of a GenBank genome assembly. Lineage: Eukaryota; Metazoa; Chordata; Amphibia; Anura; Ranidae.